AUGGCCCGCGAGGCGCCGCUGCUGGAGCGCGAGGCCGGGCCCUCCCUGAGCGCCAUCGCCUCCAACUUCUUCUGGCUGGGGCUCACGGCCUUCGGCGGCCCGCCCGUGCACAUCAGCAUGUUCAAGAAGCGCUUCUGCGAGGACGAGGACCUGAGGUGGCUGUCCGAGGAGCGGUUUCAGGAGCUCUUCGCGAUGGCGAACUGCCUGCCCGGGCCGUCUAGCACCCAGGUCGGCUUCGCGAUCGGGGUCACGAAGAAGGGCGUCGUUGGCGGCCUCGUCUCUGGCUUCGCAUUCAUCCUCCCUGGUGCUAUCAUGAUGACUGCACUCGGAUUUGCAUCGAGUGCGGUGUCGGACAAGAUCAAGGACCCCCAUUCCCCUGAAAGAGCCUGCGCCAUAGCCUGCAGCGCAGUCGGAGUGUCGCUCGUCUUUUCUGCUGUGUCGGGUUUGGUUAAAAAGUUCGUCUUCAGCACCAAGGACACGGGCAAACUCGGUUUUGUGUGUUGCAUUACGGCGGCUAUGUGCUUACUGGUCAGCCCGACUCCCGCCUGGCUGAACCCAGUCCUCAUUUUCGCGGGCGGAAUGGUCACCAUCGCUUCGCCAGUGCAUGCUGCGGCUAAUCAGAACGAAGCGGCGUCACACGACGACGGCCGCACAGGCCUUCCCAUCUCUGCUGCCAGGCUCGUCUUCCUUGGCUACUUCGUCCUUGCCGCGUGGACCAUCCACACCGACACGUAUGACCAUGGCUGGGUGAUGCCCUUUCUGAACGCAGGCAUGUUCGUGUGGGGUGGCGGCCCCGUCGUCUUGCCGAUGCUGAUGACGUAUCCGGGGGGCACGGUGUCGGAUCUCACGCCGACGUUCAUCGACCCGACUGUGUUCUUGACGGGCAUCGCUCUUGCAGAGAUGAUGCCAGGGCCCGUGUUCAACAUGUCGUGCUUUCUAGGUGUCCAGCUUGCGUUGGCCGCUGGAUGGUGGUGGCCAUCGGGAGUUGCAAUUUGCUGGCUCGGGCUUAUGGGGCCAGGGAUCGCACUCAUUUUCGGGGCAGUGCCUGUAUGGGACCAACUCAAGCAAUUUGCCGUCUACAGCAAAGCUCUGCCCGGCCUAAACGCGGCCGCCGUGGGCUUGCUGGUCCAGACCGUCUUCGUGGUUUAUGGCAAGCUGGACGAGAAGAGCAAAGACACGGCGAUUGGCUGCUCCGGCGCCCGGGCCAUCGCUCUCCUCUCCUACUGCGCGAUCGACAUGGCCGGGAUCAACACGCUGAAGGUCGUGCUCGCGUUCGGGGCUCUCGGCUUCGCGGUAGCGUCAAUGCCAGCCGACCACAUGCUCGCUUGA
Molecule: messenger RNA, 1329 nt
Organism: Prorocentrum cordatum
Lineage: Eukaryota; Dinophyceae; Prorocentrales; Prorocentraceae
Source: the annotation of a GenBank genome assembly